AUGACUUUCCAAUGGGUUUACCAAGCUGGCAAUACAUGGGUUCCUUUUGAUGGCAACAAUAAUCGCGUCUUGGAGCAAUUUUGGCGGUCUUCACGUAAUGGCCAAGUGAUCGUCAACCGCCUCCCUGCAGUUGUUUAUCCACGCCAAUUGCAAAUGCUUGUCAAUAACAAUACUUGGGUUCGGAUCGUUCGCACAGGCUGCUAA
Messenger RNA from Lichtheimia ornata, 204 nucleotides. RefSeq lists its product as uncharacterized. Lineage: Eukaryota; Fungi; Mucoromycota; Mucoromycetes; Mucorales; Lichtheimiaceae. The record is from RefSeq and is a predicted model, not a curated record. Bases 1 to 204 code for a protein of 67 amino acids. The transcript has a single exon.